AUGCUAAAUGAUCUUCUUGUGCCUUUCUCAAACCAGUUCGUCCAAGCCCAUAGCAUCGAUACUGGCCAUGUCCCGCGAAGCGACAACGAAUUGCCCAAUGUAGCUCGACCGGCCGCAGUCAGAACACCUCCGUCGGCAUGCGGCCGUUCAGUCUCGCAUCGAGGAGCUUUGACGGAGGCCAUUCAGAAACACCAAGCCCCUGAUGAUAUAUCGCCCCUGGGCUCUUGCCCUAGCUCGUCGCCAACUAGUCAAGGACGAGACGACGAGCGCCAGACAAGCAUCGCUGCAGAUGACACAGCAAGUCAGCUGGAUGAACCCUGCGAAGAAACGGAAAGCGACCAACUAGUCGUCGUGGUUCCGGAAAAGCGUACAACCUUCGCCCUCUCCCGCCAAAAAGGCAACUCACCGCAGAACAAAAGGACGGCGGGGUUAACGAAAAGCUUGUGUUGCGUCAGCCCAAGAAGCGUAAUUCACGGCAACCAAAACAUAUUCAAAAAAAGUUUGGCCGCAAUUGCUUUCCCGGGUCUAGCUGGUGGGAACGAAACGGAAGCAGUUAUCUCACCAGCUGCUAGAAUACUCGCUAAACGUGAUCCCAACGGCCCUAUAUACGUCACCAAGGAUGAUCUGGAUAAUUUCGAGCGAAGACGGGUUAUUACCGUGCUUCCGAAGCAAGCGAUUAAGGUUGCAGGAAGAAUCAGGUACAUUAUUGCUGUUCUCUCUGCCCUGCAGAUUCAACAAAUGCGGGAAGCGUACUUUGCUGAAGUUAGCAGACUUCGAGCGCAAGGUUUGCCCACUGAGCAUCUAAGCCAUAGAAAUGCAUUAAAUGCCAGACGACAAAAGAGUAGGGAGGGUGUAACCGGCGCCACGCGUCUAGCUCUCUACUUGGAUAACAAUGUGGAGGUGUUCGUGGACAAGCUUGUUGCUCACCUCCUGCGACAGGAUGACGACAAGACCCUAGAAACGACGGACAACACCAAAUGUCUCUUGUGUUUUGAUGUUUUCAAGAAUAUCUCUAGCCUUACAAGACAUGUUAAGAGGCGCCAUACUUUUGACACAGAGUUCCACUGCCCAGAAUGCCGUCAGCAGGGCAGAGUCAAUAUUGUCCCCGCAGGCGGGCCGUCAUGGAGUAGCCAUGUGGAGAGUUUCCAUGGCAAGGAAUACACACCGAGACUAUUCCCGCAGAUGGUUCGGCCCGCGUACUGCCCAUUAUGUCAGAAGUACUUCACAAAGCUCGGGUUUCGGUCGCACUUUAAUAAAGCCCCCGCUGGAAAACUCAAAUUUUCGUUCAACUGCCCCGAGUGCCUUAGGAAUGGGCUUAAAGACGACAGUUCGGUUAUAAAAAGUCAUAGCAACUGGUCCUUACAUGUCGAGAACAUUCACGAAGGUGGGGUGGAGAUUCGAGGUGCCGUUGUUAGAGCGGGGAAGAAACGAAAGCGCUCGAUUUACGACCGCAGUGCCUACGAGGUUGAGAUGCAGAAGCCUCCAGACCGCCAUCAGGAUGAAGAAUUUUGGAACUCUGGGCGAGAGUAA
Messenger RNA from Metarhizium robertsii ARSEF 23, 1530 nucleotides. RefSeq names its product zinc finger domain-containing protein. The record is from RefSeq and is a predicted model, not a curated record. NCBI's taxonomy places the organism in Eukaryota, Fungi, Ascomycota, Sordariomycetes, Hypocreales, Clavicipitaceae. The transcript has a single exon. The coding region runs from base 1 to 1530 and encodes 509 amino acids.